This is a messenger RNA of Lachancea sp. 'fantastica', 2526 nucleotides long. The record is from the annotation of a GenBank genome assembly. Lineage: Eukaryota; Fungi; Ascomycota; Saccharomycetes; Saccharomycetales; Saccharomycetaceae.
AUGAGCUCCAACCCCUCCGUGCUGAAACUGUGCGGCGAGAUAGGUGACGAACUCGUCGGAUUCUCACCUGUUUCGUCGUCUUCUUUACUUAAAUUCGUCCAACACCCAGCAGCACACCAGGGUCCGCAACUUGCACUUCUGACGUCUUUCUCAUCGUUUGAAUACAAGGUGCAGUGCGCUGUACGGAAAGAAUCCCUCAAAGACGUCCCCAAAGAGUCUGACAGCCCUGAACAUUCCGUAAACCGUGCUAUUUCCAGAACAGACGUAACCUGCAGCGCUUCCCAAAACGCCUCUGCAACGCAAGAGCUGCCCUUCACUGGCUUUGAAACCGAAAAUAACAGCAUCUUCUCAUUCACACUCUCCCUUUCUCCACUUCUGGCAGCAUCGGGUCUUCAUAGCGUCCACGUCAAGAUACGACAUCGUUUGGUCAUGUCCAUCGCCGUUUGGGUGGAUACCGCCCCAUCUCGUCUGGAACUGCCGUCACAAUCAGAUUCGUCGUCCUCGCUGUCACCAUCACCAGCCACAACACCGCAAUCACCACAGUACGCCUUUCAAGCUGACGGGCCUCAGUUUCGUACCUUCAUCUCGCAUUGCGAAAACCUUAUACCUACACUACGACAAUCGCUUAAAUAUACACAUGAAAGGUGUGCAAAGGUGGUGGAUUUAAUCAACGCGACCAUCAAGGAGAUGUCAGGCUUGGUUUCCUGCGCACAAGACGUCGCCAGGUUGAGUCCUUCUUUUCCUCGAGAGUUCAACACUGUCACAAAUGCGCUAAUAUCCACCCUCAAGGCAAAGACAGAAUCGCUCAAACAGCUGGAGACCGCUCUACUGAAAAACCUUAGCGUUCCUCUCGAUAAUUACAUUUCAGCUAUUGCAUUAAAGACACUAUCUGCUCGUCGUAAGCAAUAUCACGAUCAAGCUAAAAUCUUCUACUCUUAUAUGGGUAAGAAUCUAUCCAGCGCGGACUCAACCAACUUGAGUAAAAAAAUUCAGUUCGAACUAGAGAGGUUUGACUAUUUCGUUUACUUGACCGAAUAUAUUGAAGGUUCCUGUGCGCGCCGGUUCCUAUAUGAAAUAGCUCAGUGUUCGAACGUAAUGGAGCCAGUAAAGUUCACGCCUCUUGUAACCCAGAUCAAAAAUUAUCAAUCCAACCUCAAACUCUCAAAGAUUCGCACAAAUGAAAUAAGGAAACAGAUUCUGAAUUCCAAAAGUUUUUCCGAUUUCCAUUCCUCUGCUCCGGUUGGACCCCAUCGAGUAUACAAGGAAGGUAUACUCUGGGCACAAAAAGGACACGGGAAAUCUUCUGGAUGGCACAAGCAGUGGGUAGUAAUAAAUGGCUGCACGCUUUCGGAAUACGCAGAUUGGAAAACGACAGGGAAGAAGCUUUCACGCGCUCCUCUGAAGCUUACUUUUGCAUGCAUAAAAAAACAAAAUCUUGGUAAUUUCAAUGGGUUCGAGAUUAUCACCACCGAUGAAGUUACACGGUCCUUUAGAGUUGAAAGUGAAAGUGAACUGGAACAAUGGUUGAAGGUUCUCCAAGAGGCCGCUGCCACUGGAGUGCAGGGUCCAACGAAAAAUACUGGACAAAGUGGUAUUGAGGUGACAGAAAUUGUCUCCAAUUCGGACACUUCAAAUGUCUUAUGUUGCGAUUGCGGGAGCGCAAACCAAGUCGAAUGGGUUAGCAUCAACUUACUCUGCGUCGUAUGCAUAAAAUGCUCAUCGGUGCAUAGAUCUCUGGGAGCACACAAUUCAAAAAUUCGCUCUUUGAAGCUAGACACAUUCACCUCUAAGGAGAUUCUUGAGCUGAUGAAAUCUGUUUCCAAUAAAAACGUCAAUUCUAUUUACGAAGCUGAACUACAUCAAAAAGUCCUCGAUCCAGACUCUCCGCCUCAGCUUCGUUCUAUUUUCAUCACCGAGAAAUACGCGGAUAGAAAAUACGUCACAUCUUUGGAGGAGAAAGACUCAGAAGCCAUUGAGAAAAGGCUCAAUCACAAUCUAAUCAAAUCUAUUCACCUCAACAGCAUUUAUCUCCUUCAACAGUGCAUUGCCCAGGGGGUCCGUUUGAAUGAGGUCCACCUCGAACAUGAUGAGACCAUGUUCCAAUACUCAUUAAAGCAUUACCAAGGAACCAAAAACGACCCAAUUUUUUUCAUAACAGAGUUCUUACUUCUGAAUGGUUUGCAAGUGGGGCCGAUUCCCCACGAUACCUCUAGCCUUUCUAAACGAGAAUAUGACUACUGGAAGUCGAAAGUAGAAACCAAUGGUGUCUAUCGUGUCAGACCCAUUGGUCGAAGAGCUACUUCGAGAGACGCCAAGAAGGCUAACAUUGCAAGAAUCGAUACUUCUGUGGCAAACACCGUUUCCACUCGUAAGAUUUCCUCUGCAUCGGACGCAUCCAGUAACGUCGUCAAUAAAAGGUGGAGCUUUACGGGCGCUUUGCCGUCAUCAGCGAGUGCGUCGAUUAUACCAUCCAAGAGUCGUGGGUUGAAGUUUCCGAAGAUCUCAGGGGGCAAAAAUCAGUCUUGA